Strongylus vulgaris is the source of this 537-nucleotide messenger RNA. The record is from the annotation of a GenBank genome assembly. NCBI's taxonomy places the organism in Eukaryota, Metazoa, Nematoda, Chromadorea, Rhabditida, Strongylidae.
AUAAAUCCAAUCAUCAAAGAUCGUUUAUCCAUGGCUAUUUCUAGAGAUGGAUGUGGGACAACAAAAGCAUGUUUAUUCAAACCAGCCGGUUGUGAUCCAAACCUGGACUGUACAAUUGGUCUGAUUUUCUUCGUUGUUGGACCAAAUAAACUUCGAGUGGAAAUGGUCGCUACCUCACUAAUCCCGGCAGUUCAACAACAAUACAUCGCCAUUGGGUUCUCAAAUGAUAAUACUAUGGGAGAAGACUUUGUGACCGAAUGCGUUAUGAGUGAUAUGGGACAGUUCGCUAGCUGGGAGCCUGAAGUAUUUGUUUCCUACAAUCACGGAAACUCCAAUGAUCGCGUGUUCUUAAACGAUGAUGAACAUCGCACAUUUUUCUCAAACAUCUCAUCGCAAGUUGUUGAUGGUCGUCUUGUAUGUCAAUUCACUCAACAAAUCAUUCCACAAAUUGACAGAAAGAAUGGUCAUAUAUGGAGUUUGGAUAAGAGCUAUUAUAUCUUAGGAGCUACUGGAUCUGCACAACCAGACGGUACAUAA